Helianthus annuus (common sunflower) is the source of this 540-nucleotide messenger RNA. RefSeq names its product UDP-glucuronate 4-epimerase 3-like. Lineage: Eukaryota; Viridiplantae; Streptophyta; Magnoliopsida; Asterales; Asteraceae. Bases 1 to 540 code for a protein of 179 amino acids. The transcript has 2 exons. The record is from RefSeq and is a predicted model, not a curated record.
AUGGGAGUAACGGUCAAGUCAUCAGUCAACAUCGGAUUGAAAACAGGGUACUCUGUUUUGGUCACUGUAGCAGCCGGUUUCGUCGGAAUCCACAUCAGCGCCGCCUUGAGAUGCCGUGGUGACUGCGUUUUAGGGUUAGACAAUUUUAACAGUUAUUACGAUCCUACCCUCAAUAGGGCUCGUCAACAUGUGUGGAAAAAAAAGUGGGAUUUUCAUUGUGGAAUGGGACAUAAAGGACACCGAAACCCAAAAUCUUAUACUCAUAGUAAUAUUGCUGGUUUUAUUAUUGUUCUUGAAGUGUGCAAAAAUGCAAAUCCACAGCCUGCAAUUGUUUGGGUAUCUUCUAGUUCUGUUUAUGGGUUGAAUACAGAAGUACCCUUUUCGGAAAAAAGAUUUCGGAAAAAGAUCGAACUGAUCCUAUACGCUGCAACGAAGAAAGCGGCUGAAGAAAUCGCUCAUACGUAUAAUCAUAUUUAUGGGUUGUCUUUGACGGGUUUGAGGUUCUUUACGGUUUAUGGACCAUGGGGUAGAACACAUUAG